UACAAGCCUGGCAGCAGAGUUUUGGAUUCUCUGGAGUCUUGCAAUGUGCGAGUCCGGAAGGCCAUAAAGAAGGCUAUUGCAUUGAUCAAGACGGCAUGUAAUAUACACACCACGCAGAGCCGUGUCAUCAUUUUAACGUCCCGUUGAAAUAUAUAUAUAUGGAUAAGUUAUGCUUCCGACAUCUGUAGCGGAAUGACAUGGUUAGCAAUGCAUUUAUUUCUCGGAUUUCUCUCAACGUUGCUGGCAAUAUGUCUCAGCAAAGCAACAGAACAGUUUUCAGACGGUCUAUGGCUCACAGCACAAGCCCUAAACACUACUGCAAUAGAUGUGAGAUGGCACUCUCUUCCGCCCCAAGUCCAUGUCCAACUGUCCUGCACAAAUGUGGAGGACAACGUAAUAACCUUCAAGACGACAGCGAACGGAAAAGGUCACACUGUCCUUGGCGGCUUACAAGAGGGCUCUCUAUAUCACAUUAUCAUCAUAUCAAGAGAUAGCAGAGGAAAGGAGACUUCAGUAUAUGUUGUAGUUAGCACAGAAUGUUCAGAUGAGGUUUAUCGUGUAGGAAGAAAACUCCAGCAAAGUGUGGCAGAAACUACUGUAGAGUCCACAACUUUCGAGGAAGCAACAACAUAUGUUGAAAGUACCAUAAGUAUUGAUACAACAGAAAGAACUAGCUCAAGUGACAGUUCAGUCUCUGAAAUAACGGCAGCUGAAACCACUGUCCAAAUAGACACUACAGAGGGUCACUCAACAACUGCAGAGACAACAGCCCAAGUAGUAUCGUCUGUAUCUACCAAUGUCUCUAUUAGUGCAAUAUUUGAAGCCACCAGAAAUGGGGGAACAAGUGAACUUUUAUCAAUGCAGACUGAUUCAGAGACGACUGAAAAUGAAGCUACAACAUUGGUUCUUACCAGCCAGAUGGGAACAAGUAGUGAGGAAACCACAGAUUUUACAUCCACAGUUGAAGCAACAACAUUGUCAGUAGCAACAAGUGUAAUAUCUGAAGAUGCAGACACAACAUUUGUAGAAACCUCAGUUCAAAUUGACACAACACUUAUCUCAACAUCAGAUAUAAGCACUACCGAUACUACAGGAAGUACUGUGCCUGCGACUGAAGCAAGUCAAGAAAGCAGUUCAGAUGAACUGACAGGUUCUUUUACAGAGGAAGCAACAACUCUUCCUGGAACAACCAAUGCAAUAUCUGGGGAUUUAGAAACAACAUUUGAUUCUUCAACAAUACAAGUGCAGUCUACAGUUGGGAUUUCUUCAGAUAUGAGCACAAGUGAAAUAGCUACUUUGCCAGAGACAACAAGUGUGUCUACAGAAGCUGUCAGUUUAGAUGCUACAAGUCAAGCUGACAUUUCUUCUAAACUUACAACUUUAAAUAUGGGUACAACUGAAGCAAGGUCUUUGCCUGAAACAACAAGAGUGACAACCGAAACUGUCUUUUCAGAUGCAACAAGUCUGGCAGAAAGCACACCUGAUCAGGCAUCCGUGACAGAAAGUAUCGCACCGAGUCAAACUAGCCAACAAAUCCUAACACAAACAAAUGAACCUUCAAGUCCAACAGGGACUGCAGCUGAGACCACACAGACCAUGCCAGAGUCAACAUCAACAUCAGCCGUGAAUGUAGUGACAACUACUGGAGCUGAAGAGACAACUGUCCAGGCUGUUACUACCAAUGUUGAAAUUGCUUCCUCUGGAGCCACUACCCAAGAUCUCUACACUUCAGAUGGUGCUGGCUCAUCAUUAAGCAGUGUAACUACAGCUGUUCCUCUAGAAACUUCUACAUUUUCUAUGGCAAGUCAGGUCUUGACUACAGAUAAGUCAGUGACCUCACAAAUUCAAACCACCAAUAACUUACCAUUUGUAACAUCAACCCCUGGGGAAUAUACCUCACAGAUGAGUACUUCCACAGAGCUCUCAACUGGGACUGUUAUUCUUUCGUCUACCACGAUUGAUGUAACUUCUGAGAAUUCUGUAACUGACCCUGAAUCAACUGUCCAAUUUACUGAGGAUACUACCACAAGUGUUCAAGGUUCAACCACAACAGUUGGUACAGGAGGUAUCUCAGCAACUGCAACAACCACUCAGUCUUCUAUGGAAAUGAGUACUGGUGCAGAUACGACAGAGAUAUCGACUUCUGAUGUAACAUCACAAUCUCCUACUACUUCAGGAUUCACAACCUCAGGUUUGAGAACUGGUGCAGAAUCAACAGAGCCAGGGACAAGGACUACUGAGGAGGAAUCAACUAAAGCAGGAACAACUGAAGGAUUCACCUCAGAUGUAACAUCUACUGCUUUACCAACAUCAGAUAUCACCACCAAUGGUCUGACUACCGAGGAGGAGACAACUGAUGAAUCAGGAACAACUGAAGGAUUCACUUCAGAUGUUACAUCUACUGGGCCGUCAACUUCAGAUAUCACCACCAAUGUUCUGACUACUGAGGGGGAAACAACUGAAUCACAAACAACUGAGAAAUUCACCUCAGAUGUUACAUCUACUGCUUCCUUAACAUCAGAUAUCACCACAGACAUUCCCUCAACUGGGCCGUCAACAUCAUAUAUCACCACCAAUGGUCUAACUACUGAGAAGCACACAACUGAAUCGGGAACAACUGAAAGAUUCACUUCAGAUGUUACAUCAACUGGGCCGUCAACAUCAGAUAUCACCACCAAUAGUCUAACUACUGAGGAGGAGACAACUAACUCGGGAACAACAGAAGAAUUCACCUCAGAUGUUACAUCUACUGCUCUACCAACAUCAGAUAUCACAACCAAUGGUCUAUCUAAUGAGGAGGAGACAACUGAAUCAGGAACAACUGAAGGAUUCACUUCAGAUGUUACAUCUACUGGGCCGUCAACUUCAGAUAUCACCACCAAUGUUCUGACUACUGAGGGGGAAACAAUUGAAUCAGGAACAACUGAAGGAUUCACUUCAGAUGUUACAUCUACUGGGCCGUCAACUUCAGAUAUCACCACCAAUGUUCUGACUACUGAGGGGGAAACAACUGAAUCACAAACAACUGAGAGAUUCACCUCAGAUGUUACAUCUACUGCUUCCUUAACAUCAGAUAUCACCACAGACAUUCCCUCAACUGGGCUGUCAACAUCAUAUAUCACCACCAAUGGUCUAACUACUGAGAAGCACACAACUGAAUCGGGAACAACUGAAAGAUUCACUUCAGAUGUUACAUCAACUGGGCCGUCAACAUCAGAUAUCACCACCAAUAGUCUAACUACUGAGGAGGAGACAACUAACUCGGGAACAACAGAAGAAUUCACCUCAGAUGUUACAUCUACUGCUCUACCAACAUCAGAUAUCACAACCAAUGGUCUAUCUAAUGAGGAGGAGACAUCUGAAUCAGGAACAACAGAAGAUUUCACCUCAGAUUUUACAUCAACUCUGUCGUCAACAUCAGAUAUCACUACUAAUCGUCUGACUACUGAGGAGGAGAGGACUGAGGGAAUAACCUCAGAUAUGACAUCUACUGCUCUACCAACAUCAGAUAUCAUUACCAAUGAUGAGGAUGAGUGUGCACUUGGUAUCAGUGGUUGCCCCCAGGGGUGUAACAAUACCACCCCUGCUCAGAACCCAGAUGGUUUCAGUUGCUACUGCUAUGAAGGCUUCAUCGCUGACCUGCAAGGCAACUGUGUCCCGGAAACAAGCUGCAUAAGUACUGUAUGUAGCAAUGCAGACUGUGUUAAUCUCAAUGGAAUGGAGAUGUGUGUUUGCUACAAUGGCUACAAAUUCAACAGCUCCGACAUCACAUCUUGUAUAGAUAUUGAUGAGUGCACUGAUGUAGAAUACAGCAACAUGUGCAAUCAGGACUGUUCCAAUACCAUCGGAGGGUACAACUGCUCUUGUUUUGAGGGGUAUUCCCUUAUGACUGAUGGCCGCACAUGCAAUGAUGUUGAUGAGUGUUCAAAUGGGAAUGAUUGUCAUGAGUUUGCACAGUGUGUCAAUACAGAGGGAUCCUAUAACUGUUCUUGUUUGAAUGGUUACACUGGAAAUGGAACAUUCUGUGAAAACAUCGAUGAAUGUGUAAACGACACCACCUGCAUAUCACCAGCGGUCUGUGUUGACACCUCUGGAAGUUUCAUCUGUGAAUGCCCCAGUGGAUAUGACCCUAAUGGAACCAGCUGUAUCAACAUCAACGAGUGCACCCUGUCUCAGAAUGACACUCGUCGUCAUGAGUGUGAUACCAAUGCUGCUUGUAUAGAUCUCCCUGGGAGUUAUAACUGCUCCUGCUUAGCUGGUUACCAAGGCAACGGACUCCAGUGUGAAGAUAUCAACGAGUGUAACACACCAGAUGCAUGCGUCACCAACUCCCAGUGUACUAACAUGAACGGGUCCUACAUGUGCAGAUGUGAUGCUGGUUACCGUGGUGAUGCUCGCAUCCAGUGCAAUGAUAUCAACGAGUGUGAUGAGAAUCGUAUCAUCUGUGAUGAGAACGCCAGCUGUAACAACACGGUUGGUAGCUACACCUGCACAUGUAAUGAUGGAUUCACAUCUAAUGGAACUGCGUGCACGAAUGUUGAUGAAUGUGUAGAGGAUACCCUGAAUGACUGUCAUCCCCUGGCUACCUGCACAGACACCAUAGGUAGCUACAUCUGUACCUGUCAGACUGGACUCAUCUCCCCUGAAGGAGCCAGAGGCAGAUCAUGUAAUGAUCUUGAUGAGUGUUCACUAGGUAUCAGUACUUGUGAUGCAGUGAUGGAAGAUUGUUUUAACACCUACGGAGCCUUCACAUGUAGCUGUGCUGAUGGCUAUGCACUCAGCAGUGGACAAUGCCAAGAUGUUAAUGAAUGUCUUGAUGACCCUUGUGAUAGCCAGGUGAACACCCGAUGUGAGAACCUACCUGGAUCAUACCAGUGCGUCUGCAGGACAGGUUACUAUGUCGUCAACUCUCAAUGCUUGCCUGCCAUGUCAAUGCUUCUCUCUGCGACCUUCACUGAUAUUGCUGGAUUGGAGGUGCUCGGACAGUACUUUGUUUACAAUGAUUUUGCUUUGUACAUACCCCAGCUUGAAAUAGAUGUGGACACCCUCCUCCAAAGCGCCGGUCUGACCAACUACACGGCUGUCUCCGUCUCCACCUCUCGUCUCCAGACAUUGGGAGUUGAGGUCGAGUUCAUCCUGGACUUCCUUGCGACAUCUACGACCACGAAAGAUGAGAUUCUAGUGGCUUUCCUGGCAGGGCUUCAAGGGAGAGAUGAUAUUAUCCUGCCAGAUAAUGUCAUUAUCAGGAGUACUGCGUUUGUUGGACAGCCAGUGAUUAAUCCAUGUGUGGAGGAGACAGACAACUGCACAACAAACUCAGACUGUAUCUUCCUUGGUACCUCUGGAAACUAUACUUGUCAAUGUCAAGAUGGAUUCAUGGGAGAUGGAUUCACAACCUGUACAGACAUCAAUGAAUGCCUGAAUGACACGUCAUGCACAAAUGAAGGAGAGAGGUGUGUUAACACUGCCGGAAGCUAUUCUUGUGACUGCAUGAUAGAUAGAGGUUACAUUGCUAAUGAUGGAGUAUGCACAUUAUAUGAAGUAUACCGUGGCCAGCUCACUGUCAAUUUUAUCAGCGGUCUCCCAGCUAUUUUCACUUCAGACCUCACUGACUCCUCUAGCCAGGCUUACUCGAGUCUAGCUUUCUUAGUCAGCAAUGCGAUACGAUAUCUCUUCCUACUGGAGCCAAACCUGCAAGACUUCUUCCAGUCUUGCACGGUGUCUGGUUUCACCAACGGCAGUGUGGUGGCGACAUACUAUGUUUCCUUCACCCAGUCGGUCAAUAUUUCAAGCAGCUCCCUCACAGCUCUCCUUGUGAACACCCUUGAGACUGGUGUCAUUCUUACUACAGGCAUUGCCUCUCAAGGGAAUAUCAAUGUAGAUAUUAACUCUGUGGAAUUCACCAAAAUUACCCAAGAGUGCACAAACACUUUCUGUUUCAAUGGAGGAACAUGUUCUUUGCAGAAUGGAUUGAAAGUCUGCCAGUGCCCUAGUGGUUAUGAGGGAGAUACUUGUGAGAGGGCUCCUAGCACUCGGCCUCCUACUAUAGCUACUACUCUGGAGGGGAGUACCAUGGCAACGGAAAACAUCACUGAGAUGACCAACACCACAACAUCAUCCCAGACAAAUAUCAAUGAAUGCCAAGAUGGAAGUAACACAUGUGAUACAGCAUCUCAGAUAUGCAUUAAUACAGUGGGAGGUUUCAUGUGUCAAUGCAUGACCGGAUUCGUACAAAAUGGAUCAAUUUGUCAAGACAUCGAUGAGUGUGCUGACAGCAGUUUAUGUGGAACAAAUGCAAUGUGUAUCAAUUCUUUUGGCAGCUACAUGUGUAGUUGUGUGAGUGGUUAUGAUGGAGAUGGGAUCACCUGUCUUGAUCUCUACACUUCAGAUGGUGCUGGCUCAUCAUUAAGCAGUGUAACUACAGCUGUUCCUCUAGAAACUUCUACAUUUUCUAUGGCAAGUCAGGUCUUGACUACAGAUAAGUCAGUCACCUCACAAAUUCAAACCACCUAUAACUUACCAUUUGUAACAUCAACCCCUGGGGAAUAUACCUCACAGAUGAGUACUUCCACAGAGCUCUCAACUGGGACUGUUAUUCUUUCGUCUACCACGAUUGAUGUAACUUCUGAGAAUUCUGUAACUGACCCUGAAUCAACUGUCCAAUUUACUGAGGAUACUACCACAAGUGUUCAAGGUUCAACCACAACAGUUGGUACAGGAGGUAUCUCAGCAACUGCAACAACCACUCAGUCUUCUAUGGAAAUGAGUACUGGUGCAGAUACGACAGAGAUAUCGACUUCUGAUGUAACAUCACAAUCUCCUACUACUUCAGGAUUCACAACCUCAGGUUUGAGAACUGGUGCAGAAUCAACAGAGCCAGGGACAAGGACUACUGAGGAGGAAUCAACUAAAGCAGGAACAACUGAAGGAUUCACCUCAGAUGUAACAUCUACUGCUUUACCAACAUCAGAUAUCACCACCAAUGGUCUGACUACCGAGGAGGAGACAACUGAAUCAGGAACAACUGAAGGAUUCACUUCAGAUGUUACAUCUACUGGGCCGUCAACUUCAGAUAUCACCACCAAUGUUCUGACUACUGAGGGGGAAACAACUGAAUCACAAACAACUGAGAGAUUCACCUCAGAUGUUACAUCUACUGCUUCCUUAACAUCAGAUAUCACCACAGACAUUCCCUCAACUGGGCCGUCAUCAUAUAUCACCACCAAUGGUCUAACUACUGAGAAGCACACAACUGAAUCGGGAACAACUGAAAGAUUCACUUCAGAUGUUACAUCAACUGGGCCGUCAACAUCAGAUAUCACCACCAAUAGUCUAACUACUGAGGAGGAGACAGCUAACUCGGGAACAACAGAAGAAUUCACCUCAGAUGUUACAUCUACUGCUCUACCAACAUCAGAUAUCACAACCAAUGGUCUAUCUAAUGAGGAGGAGACAUCUGAAUCAGGAACAACAGAAGAUUUCACCUCAGAUUUUACAUCAACUCUGUCGUCAACAUCAGAUAUCACUACUAAUCGUCUGACUACUGAGGAGGAGAGGACUGAGGGAAUAACCUCAGAUAUGACAUCUACCGCUCUACCAACAUCAGAUAUCAUUACCAAUGAUGAGGAUCAGUGUGCCCUUGGUAUCAGUGGGUGCCCCCAGGGGUGUAACAAUACCACCCCAGCUCAGAACCCAGAUGGUUUCAGUUGCUACUGCUAUGAAGGCUUCAUCGCUGACCUGCAAGGCAACUGUGUCCCGGAAACAAGCUGCAUAAGUACUGUAUGUAGCAAUGCAGACUGUGUUAAUCUCAAUGGAAUGGAGAUGUGUGUUUGCUACAAUGGCUACAAAUUCAACAGCUCCGACAUCACAUCUUGUAUAGAUAUUGAUGAGUGCACUGAUGUAGAAUACAGCAACAUGUGCAAUCAGGACUGUACCAAUACCAUCGGAGGGUACAACUGCUCUUGUUUUGAGGGGUAUUCCCUUAUGACUGAUGGCCGCACAUGCAAUGAUGUUGAUGAGUGUUCAAAUGGGAAUGAUUGUCAUGAGUUUGCACAGUGUGUCAAUACAGAGGGAUCCUAUAACUGUUCUUGUUUGAAUGGUUACACCGGAAAUGGAACAUUCUGUGAAAACAUCGAUGAAUGUGUAAACGACACCACCUGCAUAUCACCAGCGGUCUGUGUUGACACCUCUGGAAGUUUCAUCUGUGAAUGCCCCAGUGGAUAUGACCCUACUGGAACCAGCUGUAUCAACAUCAACGAGUGCACCCUGUCUCAGAAUGACACUCGUCGUCAUGAGUGUGAUACCAAUGCUGCUUGUGUGGAUCUCCCUGGGAGUUAUAACUGCUCCUGCUUAGCUGGUUACCAAGGCAACGGACUCCAGUGUGAAGAUAUCAACGAGUGUAACACACCAGAUGCAUGCGUCACCAACUCCCAGUGUACUAACAUGAACGGGUCCUACAUGUGCACAUGUGAUGCUGGUUACCGUGGUGAUGCUCGCAUCCGGUGCAAUGAUAUCAACGAGUGUGAUGAGAAUCGUAUCAUCUGUGAUGAGAACGCCAGCUGUAACAACAUGGUUGGUAGCUACACCUGCACAUGUAAUGAUGGAUUCACAUCUAAUGGAACUGGGUGCACGAAUGUUGAUGAAUGUGUAGAGGAUACCCUGAAUGACUGUCAUCCCCUGGCUACCUGCACAGACACCAUAGGAAGCUACAUCUGUACCUGUCAGACUGGACUCAUCUCCCCUGAAGGAGCCAGAGGCAGAUCAUGUAAUGAUCUUGAUGAGUGUUCACUAGGUAUCAGUACUUGUGAUGCAGUGAUGGAAGAUUGUUUUAACACCUACGGAGCCUUCACAUGUAGCUGUGCUGAUGGCUAUGCACUCAGCAGUGGACAAUGCCAAGAUGUUAAUGAAUGUCUUGAUGACCCUUGUGAUAGCCAGGUGAACACCCGAUGUGAGAACCUACCUGGAUCAUACCAGUGCGUCUGCAGGACAGGUUACUAUGUCGUCAACUCUCAAUGCUUGCCUGCCAUGUCAAUGCUUCUCUCUGCGACCUUCACUGAUAUUGCUGGAUUGGAGGUGCUCGGACAGUACUUUGUUUACAAUGAUUUUGCUUUGUACAUACCCCAGCUUGAAAUAGAUGUGGACACCCUCCUCCAAAGCGCCGGUCUGACCAACUACACGGCUGUCUCCGUCUCCACCUCUCGUCUCCAGACAUUGGGAGUUGAGGUCGAGUUCAUCCUGGACUUCCUUGCGACAUCUACGACCACGAAAGAUGAGAUUCUAGUGGCUUUCCUGGCAGGGCUUCAAGGGAGAGAUGAUAUUAUCCUGCCAGAUAAUGUCAUUAUCAGGAGUACUGCGUUUGUUGGACAGCCAGUGAUUAAUCCAUGUGUGGAGGAGACAGACAACUGCACAACAAACUCAGACUGUAUCUUCCUUGGUACCUCUGGAAACUAUACUUGUCAAUGUCAAGAUGGAUUCAUGGGAGAUGGAUUCACAACCUGUACAGACAUCAAUGAAUGCCUGAAUGACACGUCAUGCACAAAUGAAGGAGAGAGGUGUGUUAACACUGCCGGAAGCUAUUCUUGUGACUGCAUGAUAGAUAGAGGUUACAUUGCUAAUGAUGGAGUAUGCACAUUAUAUGAAGUAUACCGUGGCCAGCUCACUGUCAAUUUUAUCAGCGGUCUCCCAGCUAUUUUCACUUCAGACCUCACUGACUCCUCUAGCCAGGCUUACUCGAGUCUAGCUUUCUUAGUCAGCAAUGCGAUACGAUAUCUCUUCCUACUGGAGCCAAACCUGCAAGACUUCUUCCAGUCUUGCACGGUGUCUGGUUUCACCAACGGCAGUGUGGUGGCGACAUACUAUGUUUCCUUCACCCAGUCGGUCAAUAUUUCAAGCAGCUCCCUCACAGCUCUCCUUGUGAACACCCUUGAGACUGGUGUCAUUCUUACUACAGGCAUUGCCUCUCAAGGGAAUAUCAAUGUAGAUAUUAACUCUGUGGAAUUCACCAAAAUUACCCAAGAGUGCACAAACACUUUCUGUUUCAAUGGAGGAACAUGUUCUUUGCAGAAUGGAUUGAAAGUCUGCCAGUGCCCUAGUGGUUAUGAGGGAGAUACUUGUGAGAGGGCUCCUAGCACUCGGCCUCCUACUAUAGCUACUACUCUGGAGGGGAGUACCAUGGCAACGGAAAACAUCACUGAGAUGACCAACACCACAACAUCAUCCCAGACAAAUAUCAAUGAAUGCCAAGAUGGAAGUAACACAUGUGAUACAGCAUCUCAGAUAUGCAUUAAUACAGUGGGAGGUUUCAUGUGUCAAUGCAUGACCGGAUUCGUACAAAAUGGAUCAAUUUGUCAAGACAUCGAUGAGUGUGCUGACAGCAGUUUAUGUGGAACAAAUGCAAUGUGUAUCAAUUCUUUUGGCAGCUACAUGUGUAGUUGUGUGAGUGGUUAUGAUGGAGAUGGGAUCACCUGUCUUGAUGAGGAUGAGUGUGCCCUUGGUAUUAGUGGUUGCCCCCAGGGGUGUAACAAUACCACCCCAGCUCAGAACCCAGAUGGUUUCAGUUGCUACUGCUAUGAAGGCUUCAUCGCUGACCUGCAAGGCAACUGUGUCCCGGAAACAAGCUGCAUAAGUACUGUAUGUAGCAAUGCAGACUGUGUUAAUCUCAAUGGAAUGGAGAUGUGUGUUUGCUACAAUGGCUACAAAUUCAACAGCUCCGACAUCACAUCUUGUAUAGAUAUUGAUGAGUGCACUGAUGUAGAAUACAGCAACAUGUGCAAUCAGGACUGUACCAAUACCAUCGGAGGGUACAACUGCUCUUGUUUUGAGGGGUAUUCCCUUAUGACUGAUGGCCGCACAUGCAAUGAUAUCAAUGAAUGCCUAGAUGAAAGUAACACAUGUGAUACAGCAUCUCAGAUAUGCAUUAAUACAGUGGGAGGUUUCAUGUGUCAAUGCAUGACCGGAUUCGUACAAAAUGGAUCAAUUUGUCAAGACAUCGAUGAGUGUGCUGACAGCAGUUUAUGUGGAACAAAUGCAAUGUGUAUCAAUUCUUUUGGCAGCUACAUGUGUAGUUGUGUGAGUGGUUAUGAUGGAGAUGGGAUCACCUGUCUUGAUCUCUACACUUCAGAUGGUGCUGGCUCAUCAUUAAGCAGUGUAACUACAGCUGUUCCUCUAGAAACUUCUACAUUUUCUAUGGCAAGUCAGGUCUUGACUACAGAUAAGUCAGUCACCUCACAAAUUCAAACCACCAAUAACUUACCAUUUGUAACAUCAACCCCUGGGGAAUAUACCUCACAGAUGAGUACUUCCACAGAGCUCUCAACUGGGACUGUUAUUCUUUCGUCUACCACGAUUGAUGUAACUUCUGAGAAUUCUGUAACUGACCCUGAAUCAACUGUCCAAUUUACUGAGGAUACUACCACAAGUGUUCAAGGUUCAACCACAACAGUUGGUACAGGAGGUAUCUCAGCAACUGCAACAACCACUCAGUCUUCUAUGGAAAUGAGUACUGGUGCAGAUACGACAGAGAUAUCGACUUCUGAUGUAACAUCACAAUCUCCUACUACUUCAGGAUUCACAACCUCAGGUUUGAGAACUGGUGCAGAAUCAACAGAGCCAGGGACAAGGACUACUGAGGAGGAAUCAACUAAAGCAGGAACAACUGAAGGAUUCACCUCAGAUGUAACAUCUACUGCUUUACCAACAUCAGUGAUCACCACCAAUGGUCUGACUACCGAGGAGGAGACAACUGAAUCAGGAACAACUGAAGGAUUCACUUCAGAUGUUACAUCUACUGGGCCGUCAACUUCAGAUAUCACCACCAAUGUUCUGACUACUGAGGGGGAAACAACUGAAUCACAAACAACUGAGAGAUUCACCUCAGAUGUUACAUCUACUGCUUCCUUAACAUCAGAUAUCACCACAGACAUUCCCUCAACUGGGCCGUCAACAUCAUACAUGUAUAUCACCACCAAUGGUCUAACUACUGAGAAGCACACAACUGAAUCGGGAACAACUGAAAGAUUCACUUCAGAUGUUACAUCAACUGGGCCGUCAACAUCAGAUAUCACCACCAAUAGUCUAACUACUGAGGCGGAGACAACUAACUCGGGAACAACAGAAGAAUUCACCUCAGAUGUUACAUCUACUGCUCUACCAACAUCAGAUAUCACAACCAAUGGUCUAUCUAAUGAGGAGGAGACAACUGAAUCAGGAUCAACUGAAGGAUUCACUUCAGAUGUUACAUCUACUGGGCCGUCAACUUCAGAUAUCACCACCAAUGUUCUGACUACUGAGGGGGAAACAAUUGAAUCAGGAACAACUGAAGGAUUCACUUCAGAUGUUACAUCUACUGGGCCGUCAACUUCAGAUAUCACCACCAAUGUUCUGACUACUGAGGGGGAAACAACUGAAUCACAAACAACUGAGAGAUUCACCUCAGAUGUUACAUCUACUGCUUCCUUAACAUCAGAUAUCACCACAGACAUUCCCUCAACUGGGCCGUCAACAUCAUAUAUCACCACCAAUGGUCUAACUACUGAGAAGCACACAACUGAAUCGGGAACAACUGAAAGAUUCACUUCAGAUGUUACAUCAACUGGGCCGUCAAUUUCAGAUAUCACCACCAAUGUUCUGACUACUGAGGGGGAAACAACUGAAUCACAAACAACUGAGAGAUUCACCUCAGAUGUUACAUCUACUGCUUCCUUAACAUCAGAUAUCACCACAGACAUUCCCUCAACUGGGCCGUCAACAUCAUAUAUCACCACCAAUGUUCUGACUACUGAGAAGCACACAACUGAAUCGGGAACAACUGAAGGAUUCACUUCAGAUGUUACAUCUACUGGGCCGUCAACUUCAGAUAUCACCACCAAUGGUCUAACUACUGAGAAGCACACAACUGAAUCACAAACAACUGAGAGAUUCACCUCAGAUGUUACAUCUACUGCUUCCUUAACAUCAGAUAUCACCACAGACAUUCCCUCAACUGGGCCGUCAACAUCAUAUAUCACCACCAAUGGUCUAACUACUGAGAAGCACACAACUGAAUCGGGAACAACUGAAAGAUUCACUUCAGAUGUUACAUCAACUGGGCCGUCAACAUCAUAUAUCACCACCAAUGGUCUAACUACUGAGAAGCACACAACUGAAUCGGGAACAACUGAAAGAUUCACUUCAGAUGUUACAUCAACUGGGCCGUCAACAUCAGAUAUCACCACCAAUGGUCUAACUACUGAGAAGCACACAACUGAAUCGGGAACAACUGAAGGAUUCACUUCAGAUGUUACAUCUACUGGGCCGUCAACAUCAUAUAUCACCACCAAUGGUCUAACUACUGAGAAGCACACAACUGAAUCGGGAACAACUGAAGGAUUCACUUCAGAUGUUACAUCAACUGGGCCGUCAACAUCAUAUAUCACCACCAAUGGUCUAACUACUGAGAAGCACACAACUGAAUCGGGAACAACUGAAAGAUUCACUUCAGAUGUUACAUCAACUGGGCCGUCAACAUCAGAUAUCACCACCAAUGGUCUAACUACUGAGAAGCACACAACUGAAUCGGGAACAACUGAAGGAUUCACUUCAGAUGUUACAUCAACUGGGCCGUCAACAUCAUAUAUCACCACCAAUGGUCUAACUACUGAGAAGCACACAACUGAAUCGGGAACAACUGAAGGAUUCACUUCAGAUGUUACAUCUACUGGGCCGUCAACUUCAGAUAUCACCACCAAUGGUCUAACUACUGAGAAGCACACAACUGAAUCACAAACAACUGAGAGAUUCACCUCAGAUGUUACAUCUACUGCUUCCUUAACAUCAGAUAUCACCACAGACAUUCCCUCAACUGGGCCGUCAACAUCAUAUAUCACCACUAAUGGUCUAACUACUGAGAAGCACACAACUGAAUCGGGAACAACAGAAAGAUUCACUUCAGAUGUUACAUCAACUGGGCCGUCAACAUCAGAUAUCACCACCAAUAGUCUAACUACUGAGGCGGAGACAACUAACUCGGGAACAACAGAAGAAUUCACCUCAGAUGUUACAUCUACUGCUCUACCAACAUCAGAUAUCACAACCAAUGGUCUAUCUAAUGAGGAGGAGACAUCUGAAUCAGGAACAACAGAAGAUUUCACCUCAGAUUUUACAUCAACUCUGUCGUCAACAUCAGAUAUCACUACUAAUCGUCUGACUACUGAGGAGGAGAGGACUGAGGGAAUAACCUCAGAUAUGACAUCUACCGCUCUACCAACAUCAGAUAUCAUUACCAAUGAUGAGGAUGAGUGUGCCCUUGGUAUUAGUGGUUGCCCCCAGGGGUGUAACAAUACCACCCCAGCUCAGAACCCAGAUGGUUUCAGUUGCUACUGCUAUGAAGGCUUCAUCGCUGACCUGCAAGGCAACUGUGUCCCGGAAACAAGCUGCAUAAGUACUGUAUGUAGCAAUGCAGACUGUGUUAAUCUCAAUGGAAUGGAGAUGUGUGUUUGCUACAAUGGCUACAAAUUCAACAGCUCCGACAUCACAUCUUGUAUAGAUAUUGAUGAGUGCACUGAUGUAGAAUACAGCAACAUGUGCAAUCAGGACUGUACCAAUACCAUCGGAGGGUACAACUGCUCUUGUUUUGAGGGGUAUUCCCUUAUGACUGAUGGCCGCACAUGCAAUGAUAUCAAUGAAUGCCAAGAUGGAAGUAACACAUGUGAUACAGCAUCUCAGAUAUGCAUUAAUACAGUGGGAGGUUUCAUGUGUCAAUGCAUGACCGGAUUCGUACAAAAUGGAUCAAUUUGUCAAGACAUCGAUGAGUGUGCUGACAGCAGUUUAUGUGGAACAAAUGCAAUGUGUAUCAAUUCUUUUGGCAGCUACAUGUGUAGUUGUGUGAGUGGUUAUGAUGGAGAUGGGAUCACCUGUCUUGAUCUCUACACUUCAGAUGGUGCUGGCUCAUCAUUAAGCAGUGUAACUACAGCUGUUCCUCUAGAAACUUCUACAUUUUCUAUGGCAAGUCAGGUCUUGACUACAGAUAAGUCAGUCACCUCACAAAUUCAAACCACCAAUAACUUACCACUUGUAACAUCAACCCCUGGGGAAUAUACCUCACAGAUGAGUACUUCCACAGAGCUCUCAACUGGGACUGUUAUUCUUUCGUCUACCACGAUUGAUGUAACUUCUGAGAAUUCUGUAACUGACCCUGAAUCAACUGUCCAAUUUACUGAGGAUACUACCACAAGUGUUCAAGGUUCAACCACAACAGUUGGUACAGGAGGUAUCUCAGCAACUGCAACAACCACUCAGUCUUCUAUGGAAAUGAGUACUGGUGCAGAUACGACAGAGAUAUCGACUUCUGAUGUAACAUCACGAUCUCCUACUACUUCAGGAUUCACAACCUCAGGUUUGAGAACUGGUGCAGAAUCAACAGAGCCAGGGACAAGGACUACUGAGGAGGAAUCAACUAAAGCAGGAACAACUGAAGGAUUCACCUCAGAUGUAACAUCUACUGCUUUACCAACAUCAGAUAUCACCACCAAUGGUCUGACUACCGAGGAGGAGACAACUGAAUCAGGAACAACUGAAGGAUUCACUUCAGAUGUUACAUCUACUGGGCCGUCAACUUCAGAUAUCACCACCAAUGUUCUGACUACUGAGGGGGAAACAACUGAAUCACAAACAACUGAGAGAUUCACCUCAGAUGUUACAUCUACUGCUUCCUUAACAUCAGAUAUCACCACAGACAUUCCCUCAACUGGGCCGUCAACAUCAUAUAUCACCACCAAUGGUCUAACUACUGAGAAGCACACAACUGAAUCGGGAACAACUGAAAGAUUCACUUCAGAUGUUACAUCAACUGGGCCGUCAACAUCAGAUAUCACCACCAAUAGUCUAACUACUGAGGAGGAGACAACUAACUCGGGAACAACAGAAGAAUUCACCUCAGAUGUUACAUCUACUGCUCUACCAACAUCAGAUAUCACAACCAAUGGUCUAUCUAAUGAGGAGGAGACAUCUGAAUCAGGAACAACAGAAGAUUUCACCUCAGAUUUUACAUCAACUCUGUCGUCAACAUCAGAUAUCACUACUAAUCGUCUGACUACUGAGGAGGAGAGGACUGAGGGAAUAACCUCAGAUAUGACAUCUACCGCUCUACCAACAUCAGAUAUCAUUACCAAUGAUGAGGAUGAGUGUGCCCUUGGUAUUAGUGGUUGCCCCCAGGGGUGUAACAAUACCACCCCUGCUCAGAACCCAGAUGGUUUCAGUUGCUACUGCUAUGAAGGCUUCAUCGCUGACCUGCAAGGCAACUGUGUCCCGGAAACAAGCUGCAUAAGUACUGUAUGUAGCAAUGCAGACUGUGUUAAUCUCAAUGGAAUGGAGAUGUGUGUUUGCUACAAUGGCUACAAAUUCAACAGCUCCGACAUCACAUCUUGUAUAGAUAUUGAUGAGUGCACUGAUGUAGAAUACAGCAACAUGUGCAAUCAGGACUGUACCAAUACCAUCGGAGGGUACAACUGCUCUUGUUUUGAGGGGUAUUCCCUUAUGACUGAUGGCCGCACAUGCAAUGAUAUCAAUGAAUGCCUAGAAGGAAGUAACACAUGUGAUACAGCAUCUCAGAUAUGCAUUAAUACAGUGGGAGGUUUCAUGUGUCAAUGCAUGACCGGAUUCGUACAAAAUGGAUCAAUUUGUCAAGACAUCGAUGAGUGUGCUGACAGCAGUUUAUGUGGAACAAAUGCAAUGUGUAUCAAUUCUUUUGGCAGCUACAUGUGUAGUUGUGUGAGUGGUUAUGAUGGAGAUGGGAUCACCUGUCUUGAUGUUGAUGAGUGUUCAAAUGGGAAUGAUUGUCAUGAGUUUGCACAGUGUGUCAAUACAGAGGGAUCCUAUAACUGUUUUUGCUUGAGUGGUUACACCGGAAAUGGAACAUUCUGUGAAAACAUCGAUGAAUGUGUGAACGACACCACCUGCAUAUCACCAGCGGUCUGUGUUGACACCUCUGGAAGUUUCAUCUGUGAAUGCCCCAGUGGAUAUGACCCUACUGGAACCAGCUGUAUCAACAUCAACGAGUGCACCCUGUCUCAGAAUGACACUCGUCGUCAUGAGUGUGAUACCAAUGCUGCUUGUAUAGAUCUCCCUGGGAGUUAUAACUGCUCCUGCUUAGCUGGUUACCAAGGCAACGGACUCCAGUGUGAAGAUAUCAACGAGUGUAACACACCAGAUGCAUGCGUCACCAACUCCCAGUGUACUAACAUGAACGGGUCCUACAUGUGCACAUGUGAUGCUGGUUACCGUGGUGAUGGUCGCAUCCAGUGCAAUGAUAUCAACGAGUGUGAUGAGAAUCGUAUCAUCUGUGAUGAGAACGCCAGCUGUAACAACAUGGUUGGUAGCUACACCUGCACAUGUAAUGAUGGAUUCACGUCUAAUGGAACUGGGUGCACGAAUGUUGAUGAAUGUGUAGAGGAUACCCUGAAUGACUGUCAUCCCCUGGCUACCUGCACAGACACCAUAGGAAGCUACAUCUGUACCUGUCAGACUGGACUCAUCUCCCCUGAAGGAGCUAGAGGCAGAUCAUGUAAUGAUCUUGAUGAGUGUUCACUAGGUAUCAGUACUUGUGAUGCAGUGAUGGAAGAUUGUUUUAACACCUACGGAGCCUUCACAUGUAGCUGUGCUGAUGGCUAUGCACUCAGCAGUGGACAAUGCCAAGAUGUUAAUGAAUGUCUUGAUGACCCUUGUGAUAGCCAGGUGAACACCCGAUGUGAGAACCUACCUGGAUCAUACCAGUGCGUCUGCAGGACAGGUUACUAUGUCGUCAACUCUCAAUGCUUGCCUGCCAUGUCAAUGCUUCUCUCUGCGACCUUCACUGAUAUUGCUGGAUUGGAGGUGCUCGGACAGUACUUUGUUUACAAUGAUUUUGCUUUGUACAUACCCCAGCUUGAAAUAGAUGUGGACACCCUCCUCCAAAGCGCCGGUCUGACCAACUACACGGCUGUCUCCGUCUCCACCUCUCGUCUCCAGACAUUGGGAGUUGAGGUCGAGUUCAUCCUGGACUUCCUUGCGACAUCUACGACCACGAAAGAUGAGAUUCUAGUGGCUUUCCUGGCAGGGCUUCAAGGGAGAGAUGAUAUUAUCCUGCCAGAUAAUGUCAUUAUCAGGAGUACUGCGUUUGUUGGACAGCCAGUGAUUAAUCCAUGUGUGGAGGAGACAGACAACUGCACAACAAACUCAGACUGUAUCUUCCUUGGUACCUCUGGAAACUAUACUUGUCAAUGUCAAGAUGGAUUCAUGGGAGAUGGAUUCACAACCUGUACAGACAUCAAUGAAUGCCUGAAUGACACGUCAUGCACAAAUGAAGGAGAGAGGUGUGUUAACACUGCCGGAAGCUAUUCUUGUGACUGCAUGAUAGAUAGAGGUUACAUUGCUAAUGAUGGAGUAUGCACAUUAUAUGAAGUAUACCGUGGCCAGCUCACUGUCAAUUUUAUCAGCGGUCUCCCAGCUAUUUUCACUUCAGACCUCACUGACUCCUCUAGCCAGGCUUACUCGAGUCUAGCUUUCUUAGUCAGCAAUGCGAUACGAUAUCUCUUCCUACUGGAGCCAAACCUGCAAGACUUCUUCCAGUCUUGCACGGUGUCUGGUUUCACCAACGGCAGUGUGGUGGCGACAUACUAUGUUUCCUUCACCCAGUCGGUCAAUAUUUCAAGCAGCUCCCUCACAGCUCUCCUUGUGAACACCCUUGAGACUGGUGUCAUUCUUACUACAGGCAUUGCCUCUCAAGGGAAUAUCAAUGUAGAUAUUAACUCUGUGGAAUUCACCAAAAUUACCCAAGAGUGCACAAACACUUUCUGUUUCAAUGGAGGAACAUGUUCUUUGCAGAAUGGAUUGAAAGUCUGCCAGUGCCCUAGUGGUUAUGAGGGAGAUACUUGUGAGAGGGCUCCUAGCACUCGGCCUCCUACUAUAGCUACUACUCUGGAGGGGAGUACCAUGGCAACGGAAAACAUCACUGAGAUGACCAACACCACAACAUCAUCCCAGACAAAUCUCUACACUUCAGAUGGUGCUGGCUCAUCAUUAAGCAGUGUAACUACAGCUGUUCCUCUAGAAACUUCUACAUUUUCUAUGGCAAGUCAGGUCUUGACUACAGAUAAGUCAGUGACCUCACAAAUUCAAACCACCAAUAACUUACCAUUUGUAACAUCAACCCCUGGGGAAUAUACCUCACAGAUGAGUACUUCCACAGAGCUCUCAACUGGGACUGUUAUUCUUUCGUCUACCACGAUUGAUGUAACUUCUGAGAAUUCUGUAACUGACCCUGAAUCAACUGUCCAAUUUACUGAGGAUACUACCACAAGUGUUCAAGGUUCAACCACAACAGUUGGUACAGGAGGUAUCUCAGCAACUGCAACAACCACUCAGUCUUCUAUGGAAAUGAGUACUGGUGCAGAUACGACAGAGAUAUCGACUUCUGAUGUAACAUCACAAUCUCCUACUACUUCAGGAUUCACAACCUCAGGUUUGAGAACUGGUGCAGAAUCAACAAAGCCAGGGACAAGGACUACUGAGGAGGAAUCAACUAAAGCAGGAACAACUGAAGGAUUCACCUCAGAUGUAACAUCUACUGCUUUACCAACAUCAGAUAUCACCACCAAUGGUCUGACUACCGAGGAGGAGACAACUGAAUCAGGAACAACUGAAGGAUUCACUUCAGAUGUUACAUCUACUGGGCCGUCAACUUCAGAUAUCACCACCAAUGUUCUGACUACUGAGGGGGAAACAACUGAAUCACAAACAACUGAGAGAUUCACCUCAGAUGUUACAUCUACUGCUUCCUUAACAUCAGAUAUCACCACAGACAUUCCCUCAACUGGGCCGUCAACAUCAUAUAUCACCACCAAUGGUCUAACUACUGAGAAGCACACAACUGAAUCGGGAACAACUGAAAGAUUCACUUCAGAUGUUACAUCAACUGGGCCGUCAACAUCAGAUAUCACCACCAAUAGUCUAACUACUGAGGAGGAGACAACUAACUCGGGAACAACAGAAGAAUUCACCUCAGAUGUUACAUCUACUGCUCUACCAACAUCAGAUAUCACAACCAAUGGUCUAUCUAAUGAGGAGGAGACAUCUGAAUCAGGAACAACAGAAGAUUUCACCUCAGAUUUUACAUCAACUCUGUCGUCAACAUCAGAUAUCACUACUAAUCGUCUGACUACUGAGGAGGAGAGGACUGAGGGAAUAACCUCAGAUAUGACAUCUACCGCUCUACCAACAUCAGAUAUCAUUACCAAUGAUGAGGAUGAGUGUGCACUUGGUAUCAGUGGUUGCCCCCAGGGGUGUAACAAUACCACCCCAGCUCAGAACCCAGAUGGUUUCAGUUGCUACUGCUAUGAAGGCUUCAUCGCUGACCUGCAAGGCAACUGUGUCCCGGAAACAAGCUGCAUAAGUACUGUAUGUAGCAAUGCAGACUGUGUUAAUCUCAAUGGAAUGGAGAUGUGUGUUUGCUACAAUGGCUACAAAUUCAACAGCUCCGACAUCACAUCUUGUAUAGAUAUUGAUGAGUGCACUGAUGUAGAAUACAGCAACAUGUGCAAUCAGGACUGUUCCAAUACCAUCGGAGGGUACAACUGCUCUUGUUUUGAGGGGUAUUCCCUUAUGACUGAUGGCCGCACAUGCAAUGAUAUCAAUGAAUGCCAAGAUGGAAGUAACACAUGUGAUACAGCAUCUCAGAUAUGCAUUAAUACAGUGGGAGGUUUCAUGUGUCAAUGCAUGACCGGAUUCGUACAAAAUGGAUCAAUUUGUCAAGACAUCGAUGAGUGUGCUGACAACAGUAUAUGUGGAACCAAUGCGAUGUGUAUCGAUUCUUUUGGCAGCUACAUGUGUAGUUGUGUGAGUGGUUAUGAUGGAGAUGGGAUUACCUGUCUUGAUGUUGAUGAGUGUUCAAAUGGGAAUGAUUGUCAUGAGUUUGCACAGUGUGUCAAUACAGAGGGAUCCUAUAACUGUUCUUGUUUGAAUGGUUACACCGGAAAUGGAACAUUCUGUGAAAACAUCGAUGAAUGUGUAAAUGACACCACCUGCAUAUCACCAGCGGUCUGUGUUGACACCUCUGGAAGUUUCAUCUGUGAAUGCCCCAGUGGAUAUGACCCUACUGGAACCAGCUGUAUCAACAUCAACGAGUGCACCCUGUCUCAGAAUGACACUCGUCGUCAUGAGUGUGAUACCAAUGCUGCUUGUAUAGAUCUCCCUGGGAGUUAUAACUGCUCCUGCUUAGCUGGUUACCAAGGCAACGGACUCCAGUGUGAAGAUAUCAACGAGUGUAACACACCAGAUGCAUGCGUCACCAACUCCCAGUGUACUAACAUGAACGGGUCCUACAUGUGCACAUGUGAUGCUGGUUACCGUGGUGAUGGUCGCAUCCAGUGCAAUGAUAUCAACGAGUGUGAUGAGAAUCGUAUCAUCUGUGAUGAGAACGCCAGCUGUAACAACAUGGUUGGUAGCUACACCUGCACAUGUAAUGAUGGAUUCACGUCUAAUGGAACUGGGUGCACGAAUGUUGAUGAGUGUGUAGAGGAUACCCUGAAUGACUGUCAUCCCCUGGCUACCUGCACAGACACCAUAGGAAGCUACAUCUGUACCUGUCAGACUGGACUCAUCUCCCCUGAAGGAGCCAGAGGCAGAUCAUGUAAUGAUCUUGAUGAGUGUUCACUAGGUAUCAGUACUUGUGAUGCAGUGAUGGAAGAUUGUUUUAACACCUACGGAGCCUUCACGUGCAGCUGUGCUGAUGGCUAUGGACUCAGCAGUGGACAAUGCCAAGAUGUUAAUGAAUGUCUUGAUGACCCUUGUGAUAGCCAGGUGAACACCCGAUGUGAGAACCUACCUGGAUCAUACCAGUGCGUCUGCAGGACAGGUUACUAUGUCGUCAACUCUCAAUGCUUGCCUGCCAUGUCAAUGCUUCUCUCUGCGACCUUCACUGAUAUUGCUGGAUUGGAGGUGCUCGGACAGUACUUUGUUUACAAUGAUUUUGCUUUGUACAUACCCCAGCUUGAAAUAGAUGUGGACACCCUCCUCCAAAGCGCCGGUCUGACCAACUACACGGCUGUCUCCGUCUCCACCUCUCGUCUCCAGACAUUGGGAGUUGAGGUCGAGUUCAUCCUGGACUUCCUUGCGACAUCUACGACCACGAAAGAUGAGAUUCUAGUGGCUUUCCUGGCAGGGCUUCAAGGGAGAGAUGAUAUUAUCCUGCCAGAUAAUGUCAUUAUCAGGAGUACUGUGUUUGUUGGACAGCCAGUGAUUAAUCCAUGUGUGGAGGAGACAGACAACUGCACAACAAACUCAGACUGUAUCUUCCUUGGUACCUCUGGAAACUAUACUUGUCAAUGUCAAGAUGGAUUCAUGGGAGAUGGAUUCACAACCUGUACAGACAUCAAUGAAUGCCUGAAUGACACGUCAUGCACAAAUGAAGGAGAGAGGUGUGUUAACACUGCCGGAAGCUAUUCUUGUGACUGCAUGAUAGAUAGAGGUUACAUUGCUAAUGAUGGAGUAUGCACAUUAUAUGAAGUAUACCGUGGCCAGCUCACUGUCAAUUUUAUCAGCGGUCUCCCAGCUAUUUUCACUUCAGACCUCACUGACUCCUCUAGCCAGGCUUACUCGAGUCUAGCUUUCUUAGUCAGCAAUGCGAUACGAUAUCUCUUCCUACUGGAGCCAAACCUGCAAGACUUCUUCCAGUCUUGCACGGUGUCUGGUUUCACCAACGGCAGUGUGGUGGCGACAUACUAUGUUUCCUUCACCCAGUCGGUCAAUAUUUCAAGCAGCUCCCUCACAGCUCUCCUUGUGAACACCCUUGAGACUGGUGUCAUUCUUACUACAGGCAUUGCCUCUCAAGGGAAUAUCAAUGUAGAUAUUAACUCUGUGGAAUUCACCAAAAUUACCCAAGAGUGCACAAUCACUUUCUGUUUCAAUGGAGGAAUAUGUUCUUUGCAGAAUGGAUUGAAAGUCUGCCAGUGCCCUAGUGGUUAUGAGGGAGAUACUUGUGAGAUUGCUCCUAGCACUCUGCCUCCUACUAUAGCUACUACUCUGGAGGGGAGUACCAUGGCAACGGAAAACAUCACUGAGAUGACCAACACCACAACAUCAUCCCAGACAAAUCUCUACACUUCAGAUGGUGCUGGCUCAUCAUUAAGCAGUGUAACUACAGCUGUUCCUCUAGAAACUUCUACAUUUUCUAUGGCAAGUCAGGUCUUGACUACAGAUAAGUCAGUCACCUCACAAAUUCAAACCACCAAUAACUUACCACUUGUAACAUCAACCCCUGGGGAAUAUACCUCACAGAUGAGUACUUCCACAGAGCUCUCAACUGGGACUGUUAUUCUUUCGUCUACCACGAUUGAUGUAACUUCUGAGAAUUCUGUAACUGACCCUGAAUCAACUGUCCAAUUUACUGAGGAUACUACCACAAGUGUUCAAGGUUCAACCACAACAGUUGGUACAGGAGGUAUCUCAGCAACUGCAACAACCACUCAGUCUUCUAUGGAAAUGAGUACUGGUGCAGAUACGACAGAGAUAUCGACUUCUGAUGUAACAUCACAAUCUCCUACUACUUCAGGAUUCACAACCUCAGGUUUGAGAACUGGUGCAGAAUCAACAGAGCCAGGGACAAGGACUACUGAGGAGGAAUCAACUAAAGCAGGAACAACUGAAGGAUUCACCUCAGAUGUAACAUCUACUGCUUUACCAACAUCAGAUAUCACCACCAAUGGUCUGACUACCGAGGAGGAGACAACUGAAUCAGGAACAACUGAAGGAUUCACUUCAGAUGUUACAUCUACUGGGCCGUCAACUUCAGAUAUCACCACCAAUGUUCUGACUACUGAGGGGGAAACAACUGAAUCACAAACAACUGAGAGAUUCACCUCAGAUGUUACAUCUACUGCUUCCUUAACAUCAGAUAUCACCACAGACAUUCCCUCAACUGGGCCGUCAACAUCAUAUAUCACCACCAAUGGUCUAACUACUGAGAAGCACACAACUGAAUCGGGAACAACUGAAAGAUUCACUUCAGAUGUUACAUCAACUGGGCCGUCAACAUCAGAUAUCACCACCAAUAGUCUAACUACUGAGGAGGAGACAACUAACUCGGGAACAACAGAAGAAUUCACCUCAGAUGUUACAUCUACUGCUCUACCAACAUCAGAUAUCACAACCAAUGGUCUAUCUAAUGAGGAGGAGACAUCUGAAUCAGGAACAACAGAAGAUUUCACCUCAGAUUUUACAUCAACUCUGUCGUCAACAUCAGAUAUCACUACUAAUCGUCUGACUACUGAGGAGGAGAGGACUGAGGGAAUAACCUCAGAUAUGACAUCUACCGCUCUACCAACAUCAGAUAUCAUUACCAAUGAUGAGGAUGAGUGUGCCCUUGGUAUUAGUGAUUGCCCCCAGGGGUGUAACAAUACCACCCCAGCUCAGAACCCAGAUGGUUUCAGUUGCUACUGCUAUGAAGGCUUCAUCGCUGACCUGCAAGGCAACUGUGUCCCGGAAACAAGCUGCAUAAGUACUGUAUGUAGCAAUGCAGACUGUGUUAAUCUCAAUGGAAUGGAGAUGUGUGUUUGCUACAAUGGCUACAAAUUCAACAGCUCCGACAUCACAUCUUGUAUAGAUAUUGAUGAGUGCACUGAUGUAGAAUACAGCAACAUGUGCAAUCAGGACUGUACCAAUACCAUCGGAGGGUACAACUGCUCUUGUUUUGAGGGGUAUUCCCUUAUGACUGAUGGCCGCACAUGCAAUGAUAUCAAUGAAUGCCAAGAUGGAAGUAACACAUGUGAUACAGCAUCUCAGAUAUGCAUUAAUACAGUGGGAGGUUUCAUGUGUCAAUGCAUGACCGGAUUCGUACAAAAUGGAUCAAUUUGUCAAGACAUCGAUGAGUGUGCUGACAGCAGUUUAUGUGGAACAAAUGCAAUGUGUAUCAAUUCUUUUGGCAGCUACAUGUGUAGUUGUGUGAGUGGUUAUGAUGGAGAUGGGAUCACCUGUCUUGAUGUUGAUGAGUGUUCAAAUGGGAAUGAUUGUCAUGAGUUUGCACAGUGUGUCAAUACAGAGGGACCCUAUAACUGUUCUUGUUUGAAUGGUUACACCGGAAAUGGAACAUUCUGUGAAAACAUCGAUGAAUGUGUAAACGACACCACCUGCAUAUCACCAGCGGUCUGUGUUGACACCUCUGGAAGUUUCAUCUGUGAAUGCCCCAGUGGAUAUGACCCUACUGGAACCAGCUGUAUCAACAUCAACGAGUGCACCCUGUCUCAGAAUGACACUCGUCGUCAUGAGUGUGACUCCAAUGCUGCUUGUAUAGAUCUCCCUGGGAGUUAUAACUGCUCCUGCUUAGCUGGUUACCAAGGCAACGGACUCCAGUGUGAAGAUAUCAACGAGUGUAACACACCAGAUGCAUGCGUCACCAACUCCCAGUGUACUAACAUGAACGGGUCCUACAUGUGCACAUGUGAUGCUGGUUACCGUGGUGAUGGUCGCAUCCAGUGCAAUGAUAUCAACGAGUGUGAUGAGAAUCGUAUCAUCUGUGAUGAGAACGCCAGCUGUAACAACAUGGUUGGUAGCUACACCUGCACAUGUAAUGAUGGAUUCACAUCUAAUGGAACUGCAUGCACGAAUGUUGAUGAAUGUGUAGAGGAUACCCUGAAUGACUGUCAUCCCCUGGCUACCUGCACAGACACCAUAGGAAGCUACAUCUGUACCUGUCAGACUGGAUUCAUCUCCCCUGAAGGAGCCAGAGGCAGAUCAUGUAAUGAUCUUGAUGAGUGUUCACUAGGUAUCAGUACUUGUGAUGCAGUGAUGGAAGAUUGUUUUAACACCUACGGAGCCUUCACAUGUAGCUGUGCUGAUGGCUAUGCACUCAGCAGUGGACAAUGCCAAGAUGUUAAUGAAUGUCUUGAUGACCCUUGUGAUAGCCAGGUGAACACCCGAUGUGAGAACCUACCUGGAUCAUACCAGUGCGUCUGCAGGACAGGUUACUAUGUCGUCAACUCUCAAUGCUUGCCUGCCAUGUCAAUGCUUCUCUCUGCGACCUUCACUGAUAUUGCUGGAUUGGAGGUGCUCGGACAGUACUUUGUUUACAAUGAUUUUGCUUUGUACAUACCCCAGCUUGAAAUAGAUGUGGACACCCUCCUCCAAAGCGCCGGUCUGACCAACUACACGGCUGUCUCCGUCUCUACCUCUCGUCUCCAGACAUUGGGAGUUGAGGUCGAGUUCAUCCUGGACUUCCUUGCGACAUCUACGACCACGAAAGAUGAGAUUCUAGUGGCUUUCCUGGCAGGGCUUCAAGGGAGAGAUGAUAUUAUCCUGCCAGAUAAUGUCAUUAUCAGGAGUACUGUGUUUGUUGGACAGCCAGUGAUUAAUCCAUGUGUGGAGGAGACAGACAACUGCACAACAAACUCAGACUGUAUCUUCCUUGGUACCUCUGGAAACUAUACUUGUCAAUGUCAAGAUGGAUUCAUGGGAGAUGGAUUCACAACCUGUACAGACAUCAAUGAAUGCCUGAAUGACACGUCAUGCACAAAUGAAGGAGAGAGGUGUGUUAACACUGCCGGAAGCUAUUCUUGUGACUGCAUGAUAGAUAGAGGUUACAUUGCUAACGAUGGAGUAUGCACAUUAUAUGAAGUAUACCGUGGCCAGCUCACUGUCAAUUUUAUCAGCGGUCUCCCAGCUAUUUUCACUUCAGACCUCACUGACUCCUCUAGCCAGGCUUACUCGAGUCUAGCUUUCUUAGUCAGCAAUGCGAUACGAUAUCUCUUCCUACUGGAGCCAAACCUGCAAGACUUCUUCCAGUCUUGCACGGUGUCUGGUUUCACCAACGGCAGUGUGGUGGCGACAUACUAUGUUUCCUUCACCCAGUCGGUCAAUACUUCAAAGAGCUCCCUCACAGCUCUCGUUGUGAACACCCUUGAGACUGGUGUCAUUCUUACUACAGGCAUUGCCUCUCAAGGGAAUAUCAAUGUAGAUAUUAACUCUGUGGAAUUCACCAAAAUUACCCAAGAGUGCACAAUCACUUUCUGUUUCAAUGGAGGAAUAUGUUCUUUGCAGAAUGGAUUGAAAGUCUGCCAGUGCCCUAGUGGUUAUGAGGGAGAUACUUGUGAGAUUGCUCCUAGCACUCUGCCUCCUACUAUAGCUACUACUCUGGAGGGGAGUACCAUGGCAACGGAAAACAUCACUGAGAUGACCAACACCACAACAUCAUCCCAGACAACUGGCCUUUCUGAUGCUCAAAUCAUCGGCAUCGUCUUUGGCAUCCUGGGUUUCAUCGUUGUCGUGUUCCUAUUCAUCGUUUGCUUCUGCGCCGUCAUCCGCCACCGCCAGCGCAAUAUGUUGCUCUACUCCAAGCCCCAGUCCUACGACAUUGCCGAUGAUCGUCAACGUGUCCUGUACAAUGUUCCUCGUGCUCAACGUACCGGACGCUCUGACUUCCGCCACAAUGAUGGCUCCGAGCAGUACAGGCUGCCAUCCUAUCUCUUUGAUUCAGAGACUGACUCCAGCGACAGGACAAGCGAUAUCACGGAGGAGGAUCGUCACAUGCAGCAAUUGGCAGAAGUCAUCACACAAUCCCCCUACCUCAAUGAACGGAUGCGAUCCCAGAUUACGGAUAUUGCUGGCAGGUCUGGUCACAGGCCGCCCCAACAGUCUGAAUUUGUGCGGCCCUAUGUGGCGUCCGGUCGAGAAGCAGAAUUCUUAUCAACUGCUAGCGAAUCAGGAGACAUUAUCAGUCCAACCAGAAGGUUCCAGAUACCAAGAGCUCAAGUUCCAUAGGGUCUUCGAGAAAGCCACACAUAAAACUCUAAUGCAAAUGAUUCAUGUGUUUACUUUUAGAUAUUCUCAUAAGUACUUAUUAAAGACCGUCAAUACUGCUGGGUCAGAAGAGAUUACACCACCCAGCCAGGUCACUGACAGGUGGUUAUCUCAUCAACUUAGCUCUCAACUAACAUAAGAAAAAGAGGAUCAUG
Molecule: messenger RNA, 27950 nt
Organism: Strongylocentrotus purpuratus (purple sea urchin)
Lineage: Eukaryota; Metazoa; Echinodermata; Echinoidea; Camarodonta; Strongylocentrotidae
Exons: 123
Coding region: 193-27756 (9187 amino acids)
Biological process (GO): Notch signaling pathway
Molecular function (GO): Notch binding; calcium ion binding
Source: RefSeq, a predicted model, not a curated record